AUGGUGGAAGGGCCUGGCUGUACCCUAAAUGGAGAGAAAAUUCGCGCUCGGGUCCUCCCGGGUCAAGCAGUGACGGAGGUGCGGGGAAGCGCUCUGCAAAGCCUGGCCCGGCCGGUGGUGCCUCUCCCAGCGUCCGCGAUGGUGUCUUCUGCCCAGGAUGCUCCACUGAAUACUAAUCAAGAUUCUAAACAGGAUUUCCUGAGACUGUUUCAUGGAUGUUAUUACAGUGGUGUGGAGACUUUGGGGAAGGAACUCUUUAUGUACUUUGGACCAAAAGCUUUAAGGAUUCAUUUUGGGAUGAAUGGCUCCAUCAUGAUUAAUCCUUGUGGCUCUAAAAAUAAGAGCAGAAAUUUUCCUGUUUUAGAGUUGCAGCUUACCAAAGACUUGAUUUGUUUCUCUGAUUCAUCAAUAGAACUCAGAAACUCAGCAGAAAGCCAACAGAGAAUAAGAAUGAUGGAAGAAUUAGAUGUCUGUUCACCUAAAUUUAGUUUAUCUAGAGCAGAAAGUGAAGUUAAGAAACAAAAAAGCCGGAUGCUGUGUGACACACUGAUGGAUCAGAAAGUGUUACCUGGGGUAGGAAACAUCAUCAAAAAUGAAGCUCUUUUUGACUGCGGACUCCACCCUGCUGUUAAAGUUUGUCAGUUAACAGAUGAGCAGGCUCGUCAUCUUGUGAAAAUGACACGUGAUUUCAGCAUUCUUUUUUACAGGUGCAAUAAAAGUGGAUCUGCCAUCUCCAAACAUUAUAAAGUUUAUAAGCGUUCUAACUGUGCUCGAUGUUGUAGCAAAAUAACUGUGUGUCGUUUAGGGGAGAAUAACAGAAUGACAUAUUUCUGUCCUCACUGCCAAAAAGAAAAUCCCCAAGAUGUUGACAUACGAAAGCUACCAAGCAGGAGCACUGGAUUCAGUGAGCGAUCUAGCGGAGAGGGUCACCUUCUGGAUUCUGUGGCAAGGAGGUCUGAGGAACAUUGGACAUGUGUGGCCUGCACACUAAUCAAUACACCUUCCUCUCUAGCAUGUGCUGCUUGCCUGACACCACGUCCUAUUGAUUCUAUACUCAAGAAUGAAGAAAACUCUAUUCCUUUUAACAACUUGGUAAAGUACCCUUGUAAUAACUUUGGAAAGCCAAGUACAGAAGUGAAAAUCAACAGGAAAACUGUAUUUGGAACUACAACCCUAGUCUUGUCUGAUUUUAGCAAUAAAUCAUAUACACUGGAAAGAAAAAAGAGCCAAAACUACUUACUCAAUGUAGAAUUUCAAUCUCCUUCUUGUAUGGAUGCUGCUUUUAGUGAUGUGUCAUUCACCUCUGAGGAGAGAACAGGUUCUAGAAGUCAACUAUAUCACAAAGUAAAUGUAUCACCAACGGUCUGCUCUGGGUCUAAAUUGUUUAACCCAGUGUAUAAAAAAAUGAAAACAACCCACGACUCAUCACCAGAUCUCACAAGCCAGAAACCUGGACUUUGUAAAAGUGAACUUCAAAGAAAUGUGACAGAUGGUUCUCCAGCAUUAAGUGCUGCCACUCCUCGCUGCAGUAAACAUAACCGUCUCUGUGUGCUCCGAGUUGUGCGGAAGGAUGGAGAGAACAGAGGCAGGCAGUUUUAUGCAUGUCCUUUACCCAGAGAGGCACAAUGUGGAUUUUUUAAAUGGGCAGAUUUGUCCUUCCCGUUGUGCAGCCAUGGCAAACGAUCCAUCAUGAGAACAGUGCUAAAGAUUGGACCUAACAAUGGAAGGAAUUUCUUUGUAUGCCCCUUUGGAAAGGAAAAACAAUGUAAUUUCUUCCAGUGGGCUGAAAAUGGGCCAGGUAUCAAAAUUAUUCCAGGAUGCUAA
Messenger RNA from Suncus etruscus (white-toothed pygmy shrew), 1824 nucleotides. RefSeq names its product nei like DNA glycosylase 3 (gene NEIL3). Gene Ontology annotation, biological process: base-excision repair. The record is from RefSeq and is a predicted model, not a curated record. Gene Ontology annotation, molecular function: DNA N-glycosylase activity; damaged DNA binding; DNA-(apurinic or apyrimidinic site) endonuclease activity. Gene Ontology annotation, cellular component: nucleus. The coding region runs from base 1 to 1824 and encodes 607 amino acids. The transcript has 10 exons. Lineage: Eukaryota; Metazoa; Chordata; Mammalia; Eulipotyphla; Soricidae.